AUGCACUUGCUAGAUCUAUACUCAUUGGUGAUUCGUUGUGGUGGUGUGUUUUUAUCAUACUUGGUGUAUGGCAUAUACCAAGAAAAAAUUACCAAAACUAAGUAUGGUCCAGAAAAAGAGUCUUUCAAUUUCUACUUAUCACUUCUCCUUUUGCAAUGUGCGGUGAACUUUAUUUUUGCGAAAAUAGUUUUAAAAUUAAACCCAGAAUCUCCAUCUACUGCGAGGGGAUAUAAGUUCGCCAUGUGUGGUUUUGCCUAUAUUACUGCAAUGUUUGCAAGCAAUACAAGUUUGAGUUAUGUCAGUUACCCAACUCAGGUGGUAGGAAAGUCCAUAAAGCCGGUACCUGUCAUGCUUCUGAGUGUUCUGCUAGGGAAACGACGUUAUCCACUGCAAAAGUACAUUUUUAUGACUAUGAUUUCUGUUGGUGUGGCGCUUUUCAUGUAUAAGGGGCAUUCGACAGUAGAGCUCACAGGCGGCUUUGGUUUUGGAGAGCUUCUCUUGUUGUGUUCUUUACUUUUUGAUGGCAUUACUGCUGGUCUUCAAGAAGAUCUAAAAAGACAUAAUGUUGGUCCAUGCACACUUAUGUCGCAUAUGAACUUUUGGUCUGUCAUUUUCGUACUUGCUGCAAGUUUAGCUACCGGGGAAGUUUUGAAAUUUGUGAAAUUCGUGGAAAAGUAUCCUCACGUUCUUCCUGAUAUGGCUAUUUUCUCCGUGAUAAGUGCUGUUGGUCAGUUAUUCCUGUUCGGUUUGAUCACAAAUUUCAGUCCACUAACUUGUUCAGUUGUAACGACAACACGGAAAUUUUUCACAGUUCUCUUCUCAAUUAUUCUAUUCAGUCAUACUAUGACCAAUCGCCAGUGGAUUGGAACUGUCUGCGUAUUUUCUGGUUUACUGCUUGAUCAAAUCUAUGGGAAAACGCCUUCUAAACAAACAUUGAACAAUAAGAAUACUAGAAAUGGUACAGUGAAAUCUGUUAAUAGACGUGAUAAAUCUGAAGGAGGAGAAGAAGUAGGAAAGAGUGAAAUAGACAAAGCGAAAUAA
Trichobilharzia regenti is the source of this 1041-nucleotide messenger RNA. Lineage: Eukaryota; Metazoa; Platyhelminthes; Trematoda; Strigeidida; Schistosomatidae. The record is from the annotation of a GenBank genome assembly.